This is a messenger RNA of Ambispora leptoticha, 222 nucleotides long. The record is from the annotation of a GenBank genome assembly. NCBI's taxonomy places the organism in Eukaryota, Fungi, Glomeromycota, Glomeromycetes, Archaeosporales, Ambisporaceae.
AAGAAGUUGAAAAGGUAAAUAAUAUGGAGGAUGUAAUAGAGAUUGAAGCUGAUAGUUCUAUGACUAUUUGUGAUUCAAGUGAAGAAGAUGAAGAAGAGAGAGGAGAAAGAAAAGUUAUUGGAGAAAAAGAGAUUUUAGAUUUGAAUUUUGAUGACAAAAAUUGGAUGGAUUGGCCUGUAUUUGUUUUAGAUAAUGAUGAUAGAGGUGAAAGAAGUAGUAAAG